AUGAUCCCGCUGGGCCACCGGGAUUACAGGCUGGUGGACGCGGGGACGUCCCUGGGGAGGCCGAGCCUCUGGUCCUCACUUCUCAGAGUCCAAACUGCCAGCACUUCCACAGGCUUCCACAAAGCCAGGCCCCCUGAAACCGAGCUCCUCUGCCGCACUCGGCUGUGCCCGCAGAUCCUGGCCUCGCCCAGUGCCCACCGGGGCCAGAGCUGCGGCAGGGCCUCCGUCACCUUGACCAUGGGCCUCCCAGCCCCUCCUGCCUGCGGCCUGGUGCCCCUCGGCCGAGGCCCAGGCCGCUGCAGAGCUGGCGUGGAGGGUCUGGGCUCUGGUGCCGCAGCGAGGGGACGCUGCCCGACUCACAGGCGUCCCAGCACCCGGGGCAGGGGGCCUCCCCCAGAUGCUGCAGAGGUGGCCCUGCUGGGCUCCAAGCAGGCGUCGGGUGACCGCGAGGGACGACACAACAGGCUGCUCCUCUUGCAGGGCGCUCCUGGCCCCGACCUCCGGCCGCCCUCCAGGCCGCAGGCGUCCCAGGUGACCGACCGGUUGCCCUGGAUGCUCGCCCUGGUUCCGGAAACAUUUGCAUUUCCCCCGGGAGCCUUGGCGGCCUCAGGUGGAUGA
Molecule: messenger RNA, 618 nt
Organism: Rangifer tarandus platyrhynchus (Svalbard reindeer)
Lineage: Eukaryota; Metazoa; Chordata; Mammalia; Artiodactyla; Cervidae
Source: the annotation of a GenBank genome assembly